AUGGAAAUUUUUGCUUAUGGAACUUUAAAUGAUUACGAAACAAUCCGUAAAGAUCUCCCUAAAGAAUAUCAAUUCGAAUCAGAUAGUAUUGCAUUAAAUAAGCUAAAAUCUCUUACAAUCCUCUCAAUAAUGCAAGAUAAAAUAGAAUAUUCAUUUAACCAGUUAAAAGAAGAUCUAGGUAUUGAUAACACAAUUUCAGCCGAAGAUUUGAUUACUGAUUUAAUGAGUGCAGGGCUCUAUACUGGUAAAAUUGAUGAAUUAAACGGGACAUUCACUUGUGAACGUGUUGCUUCAAGAUGCGUGCCUAAUAAUCAAGAAAAUAUUUCAGAAAUUAUUAAUGAUCUUAAAGAAUUUCAGUCAAAAAUAAAGAAUGUUAUUCAAUAA
Trichomonas vaginalis G3 is the source of this 384-nucleotide messenger RNA. Its product is annotated as COP9 signalosome complex subunit 7/dendritic cell protein GA17 family. The record is from RefSeq and is a predicted model, not a curated record. Gene Ontology annotation, cellular component: COP9 signalosome. The transcript has a single exon. Lineage: Eukaryota; Parabasalia; Trichomonadida; Trichomonadidae. Bases 1 to 384 code for a protein of 127 amino acids.